Molecule: messenger RNA, 535 nt
Organism: Racocetra fulgida
Lineage: Eukaryota; Fungi; Glomeromycota; Glomeromycetes; Diversisporales; Gigasporaceae
Source: the annotation of a GenBank genome assembly
UUCUAUACCAGAUGUAGCAUUCAUUUCUUCACCUGAAACUAUUCUUGAUGUAAGGUCAUCAUCAAAUACUAGUUUACCUAUAAGAUCUCAAACACCUAUUUCUGAACAUCCGAUACCUGUAGCACAAUCAAGUGCAGUUCAUGGAUCAGAAUCAACAUUAUCACUUCGAGCAUCAGCAUGCCCAGUAAAUACGGAACCACCUCCAUAUGUUGCAGAUUAUUAUACAGCACGAGAUCCUCUAUCUUUAGGACCAAAACGAAAAUCAGAAGAUGAGAUAAAAAAGAGUAGUAAAAAAAUUCAAGCAUUUUAUCGUGAUCAAAAUGAACUUAUUGAUGAAUUGUUAACUUAUCAUGCAGGAGCUAACCUUUUUGUGGAAGUAGAUAUUGUUAUGGAUCGAGAAACACCUCUUUGGGAAAGUCAUGACAUUGGUGAAAGUCUUCAAAUUAAAUUAGAAAAAUUGGCAAAUGUAGAAAGAGCUUUUGUACAUGUUGAUUAUGAGACAAGUCAUAAACCUGAACAUCAAAAGGAAGAAUAA